Paramuricea clavata is the source of this 2451-nucleotide messenger RNA. The record is from the annotation of a GenBank genome assembly. NCBI's taxonomy places the organism in Eukaryota, Metazoa, Cnidaria, Anthozoa, Malacalcyonacea, Plexauridae.
AUGCGGUCGAAAUACACGAAACACGAAAAACAACAAACAGAUACCGAUCACAGUCGGCGCAUGGAACGUUCGAACACUCUUAGACAAAGAUGAUGCGAAUAGACCGGAAAGAAGAACAGCACUCGUAGCCAAGGAGCUGUCAAGAUACAAAGUGGACAUUGCUGCUCUGAGCGAAACUCGUUUUGCUGAAGAAGGACAACUGAGAGAGCUAAAAGCCGGAUACACUUUCUUCUGGAGUGGGCGUGGGAAGGAUGAACGCCGUGAGUCGGGAGUUGGCUUCGCUAUCAAAAACGACCUAAUAGGCAAGCUAACUAGCCUACCCAAAGGGGUCAACGAUCGCCUCAUGACGCUUACUCUUCAACUGAAGGGAAAAAGAUAUGCUACUAUUGUUAGUUGCUAUGCCCCUACCAUGACAAACCCAGACGACAUCAAGGACAAGUUUUAUGAGGAACUCGACACUAUCAUCGCUUCCACACCCAAACAAGACAAGCUGGUGGUUCUUGGGGAUUUUAAUGCCCGUGUCGGGUCGGAUGUAGAAGCGUGGGAUGAAGUCAUUGGGAAGCACGGCGUUGGAUCAUGCAACAGCAACGGUCUACUCCUCCUCAGAUUGUGUGCUGAGCACCACCUUAGUGUCACAAAUACACUCUUCCAGCUGCCAAUCAGAAAUAAAACUACUUGGAUGCACUCACGCUAAAAACACUGGCACCUCAUCGACUAUGCCAUUGUCAGAACUAGAGACAGGAAUGAUGUGCGAGUGACGAAGUCAAUGUGUGGAGCAGGUUGCUGGACAGACCACCGCCUCAUCAUAUGCAAACUCAACCACCUAGACGUCCACAGGGGAAGAAACCACCUAAGCGUCUGAAUAUUGACAAGCUGAAUUAUGUCAACGUCAAGCAGCAUGUCGCUAGUGAGCUGGAUGAGAAACUUGAGUCAUUGCCCUUGAAUUCUGGCAACAUUGAGCAGGACUGGGCAGACUUCAAGAAUACUGUACACUUGAUAUGCAGUGACAUACUGGGUCCUAAAACACACUCUCAUCAGGACCGGUUUGAUGAAAACAAUGAGGCCAUAGACAAGCUGCUAGAAGAACAGGACUGGUUUGAUGAAAACAAUGAGGCCAUAGACAAGCUGCUUGAAAAGAAGAACAGGCUCUUAAAGUUAAACCUUUCAAACAAGACUCCAGCCAACACAGCUGCUUUACACAAAGUAAAGCAGACUGUCCAGACUGAAUUGAGGCGUAUGAAGGACAGAUGGUUCAUUCAAAAGGCCGAUGAAAUCCAGGGCUACGCAGACACCCACAAUUCCAAACGCUUUUAUCAAGCUGUUAAACCACUGAUCUGAAAUAAGACUGGAUAACGCAUCUAUAGUAUACGAAAGUGAAGCCGGAAGUCACCGGCCGCCACCCGAUUCUGGGGCCCCACUUUUGUAUAGAUUUGUAUUACAGACGGUAGUUUUUCGCGUUUUUUGCCUUGGCUACGUUUCCGAUCGGGCCAAUUUUACAAUCACAACGAUAGAAGCAUACAAGAAGAUUUUUGAGCAAAAAAUUUGGAGUAUUAUGGCCUUAUAACGCCGCGAAACGGGAUUUACAACUCUGAAGGAGUAGAGAGCCUCAGACUUUGUUUAUCAACACGAGCUCGUUUUGCUACUUUCAUACAAAAUCAACUCAAAAUAUACAAGAAUUAUUGUUACUGGACGAAUAUUCUCACGAAAUUUGAAGAAAUGAAGCAGCUACAUUGUGAACGAAAGCGUACGGAGGUUAGUUUUAAAAUACUUCGAGGCUACUUCCAUAAUUAUAUGAAUUAAAAUAACAUAUUGAGGCGUUGUUUAUAAUUUGGAUCAAAAAUAUUUCAUUGUCACUUGUCUUCCUACUUUAAAACAUAUAAAACUUCUCGACCAGUCGCCUAGAAAUGCUUUUGACAAAAUUGACAUUUAAAACUGUUCCUUAUUAAAUUCGUAUAAUUAUAAAAGUAGCCUCAAGGUAUUUUAAAACUAACCUCAGUACGCUUUCGUUCACAAUGUAGCUGCUUCGUUUCUUCAAGUUUCCUGAGAAUAUUCGUACAGUAAACAGUAAUUCUUGUAUAUUUUAAAUUGAUUUUGUAUGAAAAUAGCAAACGAGCUCGUGUUGAUAAACAAAGUCUAACCUCUGUACGCUUUCGUUCACAAUGUAGCUGCUUAAUUUCUUCAAAUUUCGUAAGAAUAUUCGUCCAGUAACAAUAAUUCUUGUAUAUUUUGAGUUGAUUUUGUAUGAAAGUAGCAAACCGAGCUCGUGUUGAUAAACAAAGUCUGAGGCUCUCUACUCCUUCAGAGUUGUAAAUCCCGUUUCGCGGCGUUAUAAAGCCAUAAUACUCCAAAUUUUUUGCUCAAAAAGCUUCUUGUAUGCUUCUAUCGUUGUGAUUGUAAAAUUGGCCCGAUCGGAAGCGUAGCCAAGGCAAAAAACGCGAAAAACUACCGUCU